This is a messenger RNA of Anarrhichthys ocellatus (wolf-eel), 3827 nucleotides long. It is a transcript of the gene itprip, whose product is annotated as inositol 1,4,5-trisphosphate receptor interacting protein. Gene Ontology annotation, cellular component: membrane. Lineage: Eukaryota; Metazoa; Chordata; Actinopteri; Perciformes; Anarhichadidae. The transcript is spliced from 2 exons. Bases 150 to 1745 code for a protein of 531 amino acids. The record is from RefSeq and is a predicted model, not a curated record.
GUUCACACAGGUUUUUCAUGAGGCCGCUUUCACCGGAGAGAGCCGCCAACAUACGUUUACCACCAUGACCUUAGACAGAGAGCAGCACAAAGGGUCUGAGCUGCAGCUGCCCGGACGUCUGCAUAAAUGUGCGCGUUAGAAACGAGCUGAUGAUGCAGGGGGCCAUUGCGCGGGUGUGUAUGGUGGUGGCCGCUGCCAUUUUAAACCACCCCUUGCUCCUUCCUCAAGAGAACGCCACGCUCCCGGACCAGGACGAGGAGCUGAUGGCUCGGAUGCGAAUGCACGAGGAGAGGCUGGAGAUGGAGCGGGCGAGGCUGGAGAAAGAGCUCUCACAGCUGGACUCGGAGCAGGAAGAAACCAGCUCGGAGGAAGAUUACAUUUGGUGCUUUUGGAGCGCUGUGUCUUUCGUUGUGUUCUUUGCUGUCGAGGUGGGCAGGGUGCAGGUUGGCGCCGACGCAGCAAAUCGGCCAGUUGAGGAUGAAGACGUGCUUUCUGAGGGGGGAUCCGUCACCCCGAGGACGGUGGCGCUGGAUAAGGAGAUCCUGAGCAACUUCUGCGACAAAUGCACCUACACUUCAGCCCACGAAAACUGGCGGGUGAGGGAGUUCGUCGAGGGUUUUGCGUACGACUUGCUGGAUUCGCUCAGGAGCGUGUGUGACAGGCAGGCGGACAUGGAAGUCUGGGACUUCGUCGGGAUCGGAAGCAUGUUCGAGUCGUGGAAGGCGUGCAAGCCGCUGACGUGCGACCUCAUAGUGCCUUUCUCGCCUCCAGAUCCGUACUCCUUCCAGUUCCAGCUGUGGUGCAGCCCCUCCAGUGACGUGCCUCCAGACAUGCAGGGCUGCGGCAGGAUAAAGGUGAGCAGGUUUGGGGAGAACCAGGAGGGCUGCGUCUGCGGCUCCGCUAACCUGGGAGAGGACAUGCUUUGUCUGUUGCACGGCGAGGAUGACGCAGUCCAGGUGGACCGCAGUCCCGAUGAACUGCUGUGCUCCAGGAACACGCGCUUCUUAGCCAAAGAUCAGGUCACGAAGUGGUUUCAGGUCUCGCUCACCAAAGCGUGGGGACGCAUCUCUUACAAAUACGACUUUGAGCUCACUUUUCCCAACCUGGACGCCGCCGGUGCUCUGAAGAUCCAAUUCCCUUCUGGGAAAGUGAUGGUGAUGAACAUCAUACCGGUGGUUCAGCUGGAGGACACAGACGCUUACUUUGUCUCGCACUUCCCGUCUGAUUGCGACGGCUCUCCGGACCCGUGCUGGCCCCUCUCUUUUGCCGUCUACGAGCGGAAUUUGCUGAAGCAUUUCUCUAAACGCCUACCGCAGAAUUCCUGUCAUUUACACUGCCUUCAGAUUGUUACUUUCCUACACAGGAAGCAGACGGCGCUCACGGGGAAAAGUUUCCUCACUAGCUACCAUUUAAAGACCGCUCUGUUGCACCUGCUGCUGACUCAAAGGCCCUCCUCCGUGUGGAGCGUCGAGAGUACGGAGCACAGGCUCCGGGAUGUGCUCGGCUUCUUGCAGAGGAGCCUGCACGAGAAGAGACUUCAUCACGUUCUGAUCGGGAACAGUAAAGUGCCGGAGGAAGUCCAGGUUCCCGAGAUGUUUCGCAAAGCCGAGCCUGUCAAUCUGUUCCGGUCCCUGGUGCUGCGGAGGGAGCUUCAUGCAGCGACAGUCAGGCAUUUCCACGAGAUGUUGAGAAAUGCGCCUGUGCUCAUACAAGAGUACACGCACCACACUUACGCCACAGACUAGAUGAAAGUCUGUGAGCUAUGGCUUAUUUUAGUUACAGCUGAUAUCUUGACACAAAGUAUUUUUUUUUUUUUUAGCUGCAGCUGCUUUCUUCACACCUGACAAGGUAACCAGUGUGACUAAAUGACUCCAAUUCAACAACUGUAGGAGAGAUUUUACAGUAGAUAUCGGUCAGCCUUUAAGAGAAGCAGCAGCAAUCUAAUUAAAAGAUCAUUUUAGAAAUGCAUUUGGGAAAACAUUUGAACAGAAAUACCUCUCAUAAUACGCCAGUCUAAACAGUAUAGCAGUGCUUUGGUUUUCAUUCAUACUGUUGCAGAUCUGAUGGCAGCUAUUAAUAGUGCAAUGUUUUGUAUUGCUUAUCAAAAAGCUUUUUAUUUUGCCCGUUACAUUUCUGCUCUGUUGUCUUCACUUUAUUAAAUUAGACUGUCUGGUGGUGGGGGGGGGUCCUAAUGUAGUUAAUUUAUUAAAACAGACAGAAAAUUCAAGCCAGUCAUUACAUCCACCGUUUUUAUUAGAGAAAGCACUGGAUCAUUGAAAACACAUCGAGUCAAUUUACUUCACUGAACCUCAUUUCCAUUAUGAUUCCUAUUUUUUACCUCAAUAACAAAAUCAAUGGCCAAUAAAAACACACCCCUUCAAUGUCAACUCAUCAUAGUAUUUGCUAACACACGACCCCCAGAGUAACACAAUCAAAAGAUGGGUAUGAAUAAUAAACGGGACGGUUUUAAGCUUUUGGUCACUUCUUUUCUACAGGCCAUAGUUGUAGUCGGGUUUCCCCUCCCCGAAGCUCUUGUUGAAGGCCUUGUGGGUGUCCACACUGUGCAUUGUGGCUUUGACAGCCGGGUCCUCCAACAUUAGCUCGGUCCACUUCUUCAGCUCAGGUGUGCCGUCAAGGAAGCUGCAAAGACAACGGGAAUCAAAAUCAUUCACCUGAAUACAACACAUGAACAUGAGGCGCCCUCGUGAAAUAAUACGACAUAUCAGACGUGGUGACGGAAGAGGACUCGUUUCUGAUGACAUUCCCUGCUCCUUUCUUGCAUGUCUUACUUUUGUACUGUACCUCAUAUUUGUACUUUUACCUUGUGAGUGAAAUGCUUCCAUAAAUAUAUUUAUUUUUUGAAAUGUCUUGGGAGAGUAUUGCUUACGAUUUCAGCCCAAAGCUCUCCAGCCUCUCAAACCAUGGCCACAUCAUGUAGUCGAUCAUUGUGAUGGAGUCCUCACCGAAGAACUUGGUCUUCUUGUUAACCAGGUCCUGAGAAAUAAACAGAUGUUUAUCAGCCUUGUACGAAACACUGUAAACUAGUUGUGCCCACGCUUAGUCCUGGGAACAGGUUUAACUUCACAAUCUACCAAAUCACAUCAGGUGACCGUGGAAAGAAUCCAGAGCGCUCUACUUCGCAACCUACCUCAUUUAAUUUGGAAAACUUCUCUUUCAGUUCAGCUUCCGGUCCCGAGACAUCCUCGCCCUUAUUUUUCCCCAUUACAAUCUUGUAAAAGUAUGGUACAACCUGUAGUAAACAGUGGCAUUAAUAGGAUUAUUUGAUAGUAACAGUAGAAAGUAUACAAAACAAAACACCAGAUAUAAAGUCUUCAUAGAGUGCACCUUGGAAAAAUUCUCCAGCAUCAUCUUCUGUUUAGCUUUACCCAGAGCACAGGAAGGAAGCAGCUUAUUCUUCGGGUAAACUUCAUCCAGGAAUUCACAGGUGAUGGCAGACUCGCAUAUCACAUCACCAGCAGAGGUCUCCAGGGUUGGAGCAAGUCCAAGAGGAUUCUUCGCAAGGAACCACUCCGGCUUGUCCUUCAGGUUGAUAUUGAUAGUUUCAUGUCUGAAAGUUGUAUAAUCAAAAAGCACAGGUAUUUCAGGUUCUGAAAAGUAGUGAAGCUAUGGUUUUACAUACGAGUAUAAUUAUAAAAACGUGUCUUUACUCGAUCCCUUUGGCGUUCAGCACUAAUCUGGUCCUCUCGGCGUAGGGGCAGAAUCUCAUGCUGUAGAGUCUGAUGAGCUUGCUGGGGACAGGACCGGGUGCGGCACUCCCUGAAAGAAAAACAUGGCAAUUUCCAGACAUGACUCAGCACGAAUGUAGA